Cottoperca gobio is the source of this 12676-nucleotide messenger RNA. RefSeq names its product transformation/transcription domain-associated protein (gene trrap). The transcript is spliced from 73 exons. Bases 133 to 11769 code for a protein of 3878 amino acids. NCBI's taxonomy places the organism in Eukaryota, Metazoa, Chordata, Actinopteri, Perciformes, Bovichtidae. Gene Ontology annotation, molecular function: protein binding. The record is from RefSeq and is a predicted model, not a curated record. Gene Ontology annotation, cellular component: nucleus; NuA4 histone acetyltransferase complex; SAGA complex. Gene Ontology annotation, biological process: DNA repair; regulation of DNA-templated transcription.
GCGAGCGCGGCGGAUACCGACCGACAGUUUCCUGUCUGUGGCGCUAGUGUACAUGCGAUCACACUGAGAUCUGUGCAGACUGCGGUCUGCCCCCUUUCCCCCCCAGCAGCCCGGUCUGUCCCAUCAGCCACCAUGGCCUUUGUGCCCGCGCCCAGCCCCACUGUGGUCGACCAGACGACACUGAUGAAGAAAUACCUGCAGUUUGUGGCAGCACUCACAGACGCGAACACACCGGAUGAAACAAAGCUGAAGAUGAUGCAGGAGGUCAGCGAGAACUUUGAGAAUGUGACAUCUUCGCCUCAGUACUCCACCUUCUUGGAACACAUCAUUCCUCGCUUCCUCACGUUUCUUCAGGAUGGAGAGGUGCAAUUCCUCCAAGAAAAACCUACACAGCAAUUGCGGAAACUGGUGCUGGAAAUCAUCCACCGCAUUCCAACAAAUGAACACCUUCGUCCACACACCAAGAACAUCUUGUCCGUGAUGUUCCGCUUCCUGGAGAUUGAAAGUGAGGAAAAUGUGCUGAUAUGUCUUCGCAUCAUUAUCGAGCUGCACAAACAGUUCCGGCCUCCGAUCUCUCAGGAGAUUCAUCACUUUCUGGACUUUGUGAAGCAGAUUUACAAGGAUCUUCCAAAAGUUGUUGCCAGGUACUUUGAGAACCCGCAGGUGAUAGCAGAGAACACGGUUCCCUCCCCAGAAAUGGUCGGGAUGAUCACGUCGGUGCUGGUCAAGACUGCGCCUGAGAGGGAAGACAGCGAAACACGAACACACACCAUCAUCCCACGGGGGUCCUUGUCUCUCAAGGUGCUGGCAGAGCUGCCGAUCAUAGUGGUGCUGAUGUAUCAGCUGUACAAGCUGAACAUUCACAAUGUGGUGUCAGAGUUUGUACCCCUCAUCAUGAACACCAUAAUGCUCCAGGUGUCUCCGCAGGCCAGGCAACACAAGCUUUAUAACAAGGAGUUGUAUGCAGACUUCAUUGCUGCGCAGAUCAAGACUCUGUCAUUUCUGGCCUACAUCAUCCGAAUCUACCAGGACCUGGUGGGGAAAUACUCUCAGCAGAUGGUGAAAGGCAUGCUGCAGCUGCUGACCAACUGCCCCUCUGAGACUGCACACCUCCGCAAGGAACUGCUCAUCGCAGCCAAACACAUCCUCACGACUGACCUGCGAAGCCAGUUUAUACCUUGUAUGGACAAACUCUUCGAUGAAUCCAUCCUGAUCGGCUCUGGUUACACAGCUCGGGAGACGCUGAGACCCUUGGCCUACAGCACACUGGCCGACCUGGUGCACCACGUUCGUCAGAACUUGCCCCUGACAGAUUUAUCUCUAGCUGUGCAGCUCUUUGCGAAGAACAUUGAUGAUGAGUCACUUCCCAGUAACAUCCAGACCAUGUCCUGCAAGCUGCUGCUAAACCUGGUCGACUGCAUCCGCUCCAAGUCAGAGCAGGAGAACGGCAAUGGGCGGGACAUCCUGAUGAGGAUGCUGGAGGUUUUUGUGCUGAAGUUUCACACCAUUGCACGCUACCAGCUGGUGUCCAUCUUCAAAAAGUGCAAGCCCCAGUCAGAGAUGGGUGUGGUCGACCAAGGGGUGUUACCCGGGGUGCCAGCAACACCCACUCCAUCCACCACCCCUGCCAUUUUACCUCCCGCUCCUCCCACGCCUGUUGCCGCGCCGCCUGCACCCCCAUCGACGUCCUUAGAACGGUCUGGUGAGAAGGAAGACAAGCAGACUUUCCAGGUGUCGGACUGCCGCAGCUUAGUCAAGACUCUGGUGUGCGGAGUGAAGACUAUUACUUGGGGCAUCACCUCUUGCAAGGCGCCAGGAGAGGCUCAAUUCAUUCCUAACAAGCAGCUUCAGCCAAAGGAGACCCAAAUCUACAUUAAGCUGGUAAAAUACGCCAUGCAGGCCUUGGACAUCUACCAGGUUCAGGUUGCCAACAACCAGCAGACGUACAUCAGGGUGGCCAACUGUCAGACUGUACGCAUGAAGGAGGAGAAAGAAGUUCUGGAGCACUUUGCCGGCGUCUUCACCAUGAUGAACCCUCUCACGUUCAAGGAGAUUUUUCAGACGACUGUGCCGUACAUGGUGGAGCGGAUCUCUAAGAACUACGCACUGCAGAUUGUGGCGAAUUCUUUCCUGGCCAACUUGUCAACGUCUGCUCUAUUUGCCACCAUCCUCGUGGAGUAUCUUCUGGAGAGACUUCCAGAGAUGGGCUCCAAUGUUGAGCUCUCAAACCUUUACCUCAAGCUCUUCAAACUGGUUUUUGGCUCGGUGUCAUUGUUUGCUGCCGAGAAUGAGCAGAUGCUCAAGCCACACCUCCACAAGAUCGUGAACAGCUCCAUGGAGCUCGCCCAAUCAGCUAAGGAACCCUACAACUACUUCCUGCUUCUGCGGGCUCUCUUCCGCUCCAUUGGUGGAGGCAGCCAUGAUCUGCUCUACCAGGAGUUCCUACCACUUCUACCGAACCUGCUGCAAGGUCUGAACAUGCUUCAAAGUGGCCUUCACAAGCAGCACAUGAAGGAUCUAUUUGUGGAGUUGUGUUUGACAGUGCCAGUGCGUCUGAGCUCCUUGCUGCCCUACUUGCCCAUGCUAAUGGAUCCGCUGGUGUCUGCCCUCAAUGGCUCUCAGACUCUGGUCAGCCAGGGCCUUCGCACCCUGGAGCUGUGCGUGGACAACCUACAGCCUGACUUCCUCUACGACCACAUUCAGCCCGUCAGGGCUGAGCUCAUGCAGGCCUUGUGGCGAACCCUUCGUAACCCGGCUGAGAGCAUCUCUCAUGUAGCCUACCGGGUGUUGGGGAAGUUUGGUGGCAGCAACAGGAAAAUGCUGAAGGAGUCUCAGAGGCUGCAUUAUGUGGUGACGGAGGUGCAGGGGCCGAGCAUCAAGGCCGAAUUCACCGACUGCAAGGCGUCCAUACAGCUACCCAUGGAAAAGGCGAUCGAGACGGCUCUGGACUGUCUGAAGAGUGCCAACACGGAGCCCUACUACAGACGGCAGGCCUGGGAGGUCAUUAAGUGUUUCCUCGUGGCCAUGACCAGUCUGGAUGACAACAAGCACGCGCUCUACCAGCUUCUGUCUCAUCCCAACUUCGCUGAGAAGUGGAUCCCCAAUGUCAUCAUCUCUCACCGCUACAAAGCACAAGACACGCCUGCCCGCAGAACCUUUGAGCAGGCCCUGACUGGGGCGUUCAUGUCUGCUGUGAUAAAGGACCUGAGGCCCAGCGCGCUGCCCUUCGUAGCCAGCCUGAUUCGCCAUUACACCAUGGUCGCUGUGGCUCAGCAGUGUGGUCCGUUCCUGCUGCCGAGCUACCAGCUGGGCAGCCAGCCGAGCACAGCCAUGUUCCACAGCGAGGAGAACGGCUCAAAGGGCAUGGAUCCGCUGGUUCUGAUUGAUGCCAUAGCCAUCUGCAUGGCGUACGAGGAGAAGGAGCUGUGUAAGAUUGGAGAAGUGGCCCUGGCCGUCAUCUUCGACGUCGCCAGCAUCAUCCUUGGCUCCAAGGAGAGGGCGUGCCAGCUGCCCUUGUUCUCCUACAUUGUGGAGCGUCUGUGCGCCUGCUGCUAUGAGCAGGCUUGGUAUGCCAAGCUCGGCGGUGUGGUGUCCAUCAAGUUCCUAAUGGAGAGACUGCCUCUGAUCUGGGUGCUACAGAACCAGCUCACCUUCCUCAAGGCUCUGCUCUUUGUCAUGAUGGACCUCACAGGAGAGGUGUCGAAUGGAGCAGUAGCCAUGGCUAAAACCACCCUGGAGCAGUUGCUUGUGCGCUGUGCCACUCCCCUGAAGGAUGAAGAAAAGACCGAGGAGCUGCUGGCCGCCCAGGACAAGUCUUUCCAUAUGGUCACGCAUGACCUGGUCCGAGAGGUCACCUCCCCCAACUCAACCGUCAGAAAGCAGGCCAUGCACUCUCUGCAGGUGCUAGCCCAGGUCACCGGCAAGAGUGUUACCGUCAUCAUGGAACCACACAAAGAGGUGUUGCAAGAUAUGGUUCCCCCGAAGAAGCACCUGCUCCGCCACCAGCCUGCCAACGCCCAGAUUGGCCUGAUGGAGGGCAACACCUUCUGCACCACCCUGCAGCCCCGCCUCUUCACAAUGGACCUCAAUGUCAUGGAGCACAAGGUCUUCUACACAGAGCUGUUGAACCUGUGUGAGGCAGAGGAUGCUGCUCUGAUGAAGCUGCCCUGUUACAAGAGCCUUCCCUCUCUGGUUCCCCUCCGCAUCGCCGCUCUCAGAAGUGUUGAAUGUUACUUUUCUUCCUGCUUAGAUGCCCUUGCAGCUUGUAAUUACUUGCCACAGUCCAGAGAGAAGAUCAUUGCUGCCCUGUUUAAAGCCCUCAACUCCACCAACAAUGAGCUGCAGGAGGCGGGCGAGGCAUGUAUGAGGAAGUUCCUGGAAGGCGCGACCAUCGAGGUGGACCAGAUCCACACUCACAUGCGGCCCCUGCUGAUGAUGCUGGGAGACUACCGCAGCCUGACGCUCAACGUGGUGAACCGGCUGACAUCCGUCACACGUCUGUUCCCCAACUCCUUCAACGACAAGUUCUGCGAUCAGAUGAUGCAACACCUGAGGAAGUGGAUGGAGGUGGUUGUAAUAACACACAAGGGAGGCCAGCGCAGCGAUGGCAGUCCUGCGUUGGAGGGUGUUGAGGAGAUGAAGAUCUGUUCUGCCAUCAUUAACCUUUUCCACCUGAUCCCAGCCGCGCCGCAGACUCUGGUCAAACCUCUGCUGGAGGUGGUCAUGAAGACGGAGAGGGCCAUGCUCAUCGAGGCCGGCAGUCCAUUCAGGGAGCCUUUGAUCAAGUUCCUGACGCGUCACCCAUCUCAGACUGUGGAGCUGUUCAUGAUGGAGGCGACGCUGAACGACCCCCAGUGGAGCCGCAUGUUCAUGAGUUUCCUGAAACACAAAGAUGCCAAACCACUAAGAGACGUGCUGGCCUCGAAUCCCAACCGCUUCGUCCCCCUGCUGGUUCCUGCUGGCACUGCGGCAGCUGUUCGCCCUGGAUCUCCCUCCACCACCACAGCCAGAUUGGACCUGCAGUUUCAGGCUAUCAAGAUUAUCAGCAUCAUAGUGAAGAAUGAUGAGGGUUGGCUGGCAGGGCAGCACUCCCUGGUGAGCCAACUGAGGCGAGUCUGGGUCAGUGAGGCCUUCCAGGAAAGACAUCGCAAAGACAACAUGGCCGCCACCAACUGGAAGGAGCCCAAGCUGCUGGCCUUCUGCCUGCUUAGCUACUGCAAACGUAACUACUCAGAGAUCGAGCUGCUGUUCCAGCUGCUGCGGGCCUUCACAGGUCGCUUCUUAUGCAACAUGACCUUCCUGAAGGAGUAUAUGGAGGAGGAGAUUCCCAAGAACUACUCCAUUGCCCAAAAGCGAGCCCUGUUCUUCCGCUUCGUUGAGUUCAACGACCCACACUUCAACGAUGAGCUCAAAGCAAAGGUGUUGCAGCACAUCCUGAAUCUUGCCUUCCUGCACAGCUUUGAGAAGGGGGAAGGUGAGCAGCUGCUUGGACCGCCCAACCCCGAAGGAGACAAUCCAGAGAGCAUUACCAGUGUCUUCAUCACUAAGGUUCUGGAUCCAGAGAAGCAGGCUGACCUGCUGGACUCACUGCGAAUCUGCCUGCUGCAGUUCUCCACCCUGCUGGUGGAGCACGCACCACACCACAUUCACGACAACAACAAGUCACGCAACAGCAAGCUGCGGCGCCUCAUGACCUUCGCCUGGCCGUGCCUCCUGCCCAAAGCCUGUGUGGACCCGGCCUGUAAAUACAGCGGACACUUACUUCUGGCGCACAUCAUCGCAAAGUUCGCCAUUCACAAGAAGAUUGUGCUGCAGGUCUUCCACAGCCUGCUGAAGGCUCACACCAUGGAGGCCCGAGCCAUCGUACGGCAGGCGAUGGCCAUCCUGACCCCGGCCGUGCCCGCCCGCAUGGAGGAUGGCCACCAGAUGUUGACCCACUGGACUCGCAAAAUAAUUGUGGAAGAGGGACACACCGUACCGCAGCUGGUCCACAUACUGCAUCUCAUUGUGCAGCACUUCAGGGUGUACUACCCUGUGCGCCACCACCUGGUGCAGCACAUGAUCAGUGCGAUGCAGCGUCUGGGCUUCACCCCCAGUGUGACCAUAGAGCAAAGGAAGCUGGCCGUGGACCUGGCCGAGGUCGUCAUCAAAUGGGAGUUACAGAGGAUCAAAGACCAGCAGCCGGAGUCCGAGGCUGAAGUCGUGGCUGGCGGUGAAGGCACGAGCGGGGGUGCUGUGAAAAGAGGACUGUCUCUGGAAGCUGCUACUGCCGCCGCGUCUGCUGCUUCCGCCGCCGCCGCCGCGUCUGCUGCUGCCACUGCCGGACCGGACGCCAAGAGGUUCCGCACAGCAACCGGAGCUCCCUCCGCGGUGUUUGGCCGCAGCCAGUCGAUGCCAGGUACAGAGACCAUGCUCACCAAGCCUGUCGAGAAACAACAUACGGACACCGUGGUCAACUUCCUCAUCAGGAUUGCAUGCCAGGUGAACGACAGCACCAAUGUGGCUGGGUCUCCGGGGGAGCUGCUGUCCCGGCGCUGUGUUAGCCUCAUGAAGUCUGCCCUCAGGCCCGACAUGUGGCCUCGCGCCGAGCUCAAGCUACAGUGGUUUGACAAGCUGCUCAUGACGGUGGAGCAGCCAGCUCAGGCUAACAUCUCCAACAUCUGCACCGGACUGGAGAUUCUGUGCUUCUUGCUGACGGUGCUGCAGUCCCCAGCCAUCCUGGCCCAUUUUAAACCCCUUCAGCGGGGCAUCGCUGCGUGCAUGACCUGCGGCAACACCAAAGUCCUGCGGGCCGUCCACUCCCUCCUUUCUCGCCUCAUGAGCAUCUUCCCCACUGAGCCUAGCACGUCAACAGUGGCGUCUAAGUAUGAGGAAUUGGAGUGUCUGUACGCUGCUGUGGGCAAGGUCAUCUACGAGGGACUCACCAACUAUGAGAAAGCCACAAGCAACACGAACCCCACACAGCUCUUCGGUACACUGAUGAUCCUGAAGUCAGCCUGCAGUUACAAUGCCAGCUACAUCGACCGCCUCAUCUCGGUGUUCAUGCGCUCACUACAGAAGAUGGUGCGGGAACACCUGAGCCCCCAGCAGGCCACCCCAGGGGUCACUGAAACCAGCACAGUGACCAGCGAGCUGGUGAUGCUGAGUCUUGACCUGGUGAAGACUCGACUGUCUGUCAUGAGCAUGGAAAUGAGGAAGAACUUCAUCCAGGUCAUCCUCACUUCGCUGAUUGAGAAGUCACCUGACCCCAAAAUCCUCCGUGCUGUCGUCAAAAUCGUUGAAGAGUGGGUGAAAAACAAUUCUCCCAUGGCUGCAAAUCAGAUGCCCAACCUACGUGAGAAGUCCAUCCUGCUGGUGAAGAUGAUGACCUACAUAGAGAAGCGUUUCCCUGAUGAACUUGAGUUAAACGCCCAGUUCCUGGACCUCGUUAAUUACGUCUACAGGGACGAGAGCCUUUCAGGAAGUGACAUCACAUCCAAGUUGGAGCCAGCCUUCCUCUCGGGGCUUCGCUGCACUCAGCCGCUGAUCAGAGCAAAGUUCUUUGAGGUGUUUGACGCCUCCAUGAAGCGGCGUGUCUACGAGCGGCUGCUCUACAUCUGCUGCUCUCAGAACUGGGAGGCCAUGGGCAGCCACUUCUGGAUCAAACAGUGCAUCGAGCUGCUGCUGGCAGUGUGCGAAAAAAACACCACCAUCGGCACCAGCUGCCAGGGAUCCAUGCUGCCGUCUAUCACCAACGUCAUCAACCUUGCUGACAGCCAUGACCGCGCCGCCUUCGCCAUGGCAACGCAUGUCAAGCAGGAGCCGCGUGAGAGAGAGAACAGUGAGACCAAGGAGGAGGAUGUGGAGAUCGACAUAGAGUUAGCACCAGGUGACCAGACGGCCAUCCCCAAGACUAAGGAGCAGGCUGAGAGAGAUGCAGGCAACCAACUGCACAUGCUGACAAACCGCCACGACAAGUUUCUUGACUCGCUUCGGGAGGUCAAGACGGGGGCACUUCUGAACGCUCUGGUCCAGCUCUGUCAUAUCUCCACCCCGCUGGCUGAGAGGACCUGGGUUCAGCUCUUCCCUCGCCUCUGGAAGAUCCUCUCCGACAGGCAGCAGCACGCUUUGUCAGGAGAAAUGAGUCCCUUCCUGUGCAGUGGCAGCCACCAGGCCCAGAGGGACUGCCAGCCCAGCGCCCUAAACUGCUUUGUCGAGGCCAUGUCCCAGUGUGUUCCUCCGAUUCCCAUCCGCCCCUGUGUGCUGAAGUACUUGGGCAAGACGCACAACCUCUGGCUGCGCUCCACUCUAAUGCUGGAGCAGCAGGCCUUCGAAAAGGGCCUCAGUCUGCACAGCAAACCCAAGCAGAGCACCGAGUUCUACGAGCAGGAGAGCAUCACACCGCCGCAGCAGGAGAUUUUGGACUCCCUGGCAGAGCUCUACUCUCUGCUCCAAGAAGAGGACAUGUGGGCCGGCCUGUGGCAGAAGAGGUGCAAGUUUCCUGAGACCGCCACGGCCAUUGCCUAUGAGCAGCAUGGCUUCUUUGAACAGGCUCAAGAAAGCUACGAGAAAGCCAUGGAGAAGGCGAGAAAAGAGCAUGAACGGAGCAACGUCUCGCCGGCCAUCUUCCCCGAGUACCAGCUCUGGGAGGAUCACUGGAUACGCUGUUCUAAGGAAUUGAACCAGUGGGAACCUUUGACAGAAUACGGCCAAUCUAAAGGCCACUCAAACCCUUAUCUCAUGCUCGAGUGUGCUUGGAGGGUUUCCAAUUGGGCUGCCAUGAAAGAGGCUCUGGUACAGGUGGAGCUGAGCUGCCCUAAGGAGAUGGCGUGGAAGGUGAACAUGCACCGUGGCUACCUGGCCAUCUGCCACCCAGAGGAGCAGCAGCUCAACUUCAUCGAGCGGCUGGUGGAGAUGGCCUCCAGCCUGGCCAUCCGCGAGUGGAGGAGGUUGCCUCACAUCGUUUCCCACGUGCACACGCCGCUGCUGCAGGCGGCACAGCAGAUCAUUGAGCUGCAAGAAGCGGCCCAAAUUAAUUCAGGGCUUCAGCCAGCUAACCUGGGCCGCAACACCAGCCUCCACGACAUGAAGACUGUGGUGAAAACCUGGAGGAACCGACUGCCCAUCGUUUCUGAUGACCUGUCCCACUGGAGCAGCAUCUUCAUGUGGCGCCAGCACCACUACCAAGCCAUCGUGACGGCGUAUGAGACGAACGCGCAGCACGAUCCAAACAACAACAAUGCCAUGUUGGGAGUUCAUGCGUCGGCUUCGGCCAUCAUCCAGUAUGGAAAGAUAGGACGCAAACAGGGUUUGGUGAACGUGGCUCUCGACAUCCUGAGUCGUAUCCAUACCAUCCCCACGGUGCCCAUUGUGGACUGCUUCCAGAAGAUCCGACAGCAGGUCAAAUGUUAUUUGCAGCUGGCUGGAGUCAUGGGCAAGAAUGAGUGCAUGCAGGGUUUGGAGGUGAUCGAGUCGACCAACCUGAAGUACUUCACCAAGGAGAUGACGGCUGAGUUCUACGCUCUCAAGGGGAUGUUCCUCGCUCAAAUCAACAAGUCAGAGGAGGCCAACAAGGCCUUUUCAGCGGCAGUCCAGAUGCACGAUGUCCUGGUGAAGGCCUGGGCCAUGUGGGGUGACUACCUGGAGAACAUCUUCGUCAAGGACCGCCAGCUCCACCUGGGGGUCUCCGCCAUUACCUGCUACCUCCACGCCUGCCGCCACCAAAACGAGAGCAAGUCCCGCAAAUACCUAGCAAAGGUGUUGUGGCUGCUCAGCUUCGAUGACAAGAACACGCUGGCCGACGCUGUGGACAAGUACUGCAUCGGAGUCCCGCCUAUCCAGUGGUUGGCAUGGAUACCGCAGCUCCUGACCUGCCUGGUUGGUUCAGAAGGCAAACCUCUGCUCAACUUAAUCAGCCAGGUGGGACGAGUGUACCCCCAGGCUGUCUACUUCCCGAUCCGCACCCUUUACCUGACGCUCAAGAUCGAGCAGAGGGAGCGCUACAAAAGUGAUUCAUCCGGACAGCAGCAACCCAGUUCAGUGGGGGCCCAGCCUCACUCGGGGGCCUCGGACCCGGGGCCCAUCCGGGCCACCGCCCCUAUGUGGCGCUGCAGCCGCAUCAUGCACAUGCAGCGUGAGCUACACCCCACCUUGCUCUCCUCCCUGGAGGGCAUCGUGGACCAGAUGGUGUGGUUCAGGGAGAACUGGCAUGAAGAGGUCUUGAGGCAGCUCCAACAGGGCCUGGCCAAAUGCUACUCAGUGGCCUUUGAGAAGAGUGGUGCCGUGUCUGACGCCAAGAUCACACCGCACACACUGAACUUUGUCAAGAAGCUGGUUAGCACCUUUGGUGUGGGCUUGGAGAACGUCCCUAAUGUUUCCACCAUGUUCUCCAGUGCCGCCUCCGAGUCGCUGGCCCGUCGGGCCAAGGCCACAGCGCAGGAUCCUGUUUUCCAGAAGAUGAAGGGACAGUUCACAACAGACUUUGACUUCAGCGUGCCAGGCUCCAUGAAGCUUCACAAUUUGAUCUCCAAGCUGAAGAAGUGGAUCAAGAUCCUGGAGGCCAAGACCAAGCAGCUGCCCAAGUUCUUCCUCAUCGAGGAGAAGUGUCGCUUCCUCAGCAACUUCUCCGCACAGACGGCCGAGGUGGAGAUCCCCGGGGAAUUCCUCAUGCCCAAACCUACACACUAUUACAUCAAGAUAGCGAGGUUCAUGCCCAGAGUGGAAAUAGUUCAGAAACACAAUACAGCAGCACGCCGUCUGUAUAUCCGCGGCCACAACGGCAAGAUCUACCCUUACCUGGUGAUGAACGACGCAUGCCUGACCGAGUCGCGCCGAGAGGAGAGGGUCCUGCAGCUUCUCCGCCUCCUCAACCCCUGUCUGGAGAAGAGGAAGGAGACCACCAAGAGACACCUCUUCUUCACCGUGCCCCGAGUGGUGGCAGUGUCGCCUCAGAUGCGGCUGGUCGAGGACAACCCUUCAUCUCUGUCACUGGUGGAAAUCUACAAACAACGCUGUGCCAAGAAGGGCAUCGAACACGACAACCCCAUCUCCAGAUAUUAUGAUCGCCUGGCCACUGUGCAGGCCAGAGGCACGCAGGCCAGCCACCAGGUCCUGCGGGACAUCCUGAAGGAGGUGCAGGGGAACAUGGUGCCUCGCAGCAUGCUGAAGGAGUGGGCUCUCCACACCUUCCCCAACGCCACCGAUUACUGGACCUUCCGGAAGAUGUUCACCAUCCAGCUGGCCCUCAUAGGUCUGGCCGAGUUCAUGCUGCACCUCAACAGGCUCAACCCAGAGAUGCUGCAGAUAGCACAGGACACGGGAAAGCUGAACGUCUCCUACUUCCGCUUCGACAUCAACGACGCCACGGGCGACCUGGACGCUAACCGCCCCGUUCCGUUCCGCCUGACGCCAAACAUCUCGGAGUUCCUGACCACCAUCGGCGUCUCCGGCCCGCUCACAGCUUCGAUGAUCGCCGUGGCACGAUGCUUCUCACAGCCCAACUUCAAGGUGGACGGCAUCCUGAAGGCCGUCCUCCGCGACGAGAUCAUCGCGUGGCACAAGAAGACCCAGGAGGACACGUCCAUGCCUCUGUCGCCGGCCGGCCAACCGGAGAACAUGGACUCGCAGCAGUUAGUCUCAUUGGUCCAGAAGGCUGUCACGGCCAUCAUGACCCGCCUCCAUAACCUGGCUCAGUUCGAGGGCGGAGAGAGUAAGGUCAACACCCUGGUGGCUGCGGCCAACAGCCUGGACAAUCUGUGCCGCAUGGACCCGGCCUGGCACCCCUGGCUCUGAGGAACAGAGAGGAUAAUAACGUGACAUUAAAGGAGGGGAGUGAGAGGAGACGCAGGGACAGAAACAUUACUUUUACGAUCCGGCGAACAGACGAUGUAACACGUUGGACUCUUCCUCUCACGAUCGAAGGACACUGAAAUAGUUUCAAAGUGGAAUCAGGUGGAACAAAGACCCUGACUGUCACAUUGAUAGUCUGAUCAGGGCUUGCCAGUAUUCAUAAUAGUUAUAUCUGGACUAAAUCUUUUUAUCAAAACACGAUUUCUCCUUCAACUUGUAUUUAUUUUUAUAACUAAACGACAGGGACUUUACGUGUGAUGUCAUGUCUGACAAGGAGACAGUACAAAUAUCUUCGUUGGUAUCAUAAUGAGCCACUCACUCAAGCGUAUGGGAGUUAUUUUCUUUAUUUAAGAGAUGGGGGAAAUCUUCUGUUGUCUGCUUCAGCUGCGUCUGUGUUGUAUUUCUCCGACAGGUUUUACACUUUGAUUCUUCGCACCCUAAACAAGCCAUUUGUCCUCUCAUAUUUAAACUGAAACGUGUGUUUUCGCUUCCUGCACAAUGAUUUUAUUGUCCUGUGAAACAGAUGAUGCUCUUUAUUUUUUAUUGUUGUUGUUAUUAUUAUUAUUAUUAUUACAAAAGCCAUUUUACUUUAUUUCUUUGAGUUUUUGCAUCAGCCCUGGUGUAACAAAGUGAAACUUCAGGGCGACUUGACACUGUAGCUGUAACGGCCGUAAUGCAAAGCUGCAUAUGCAUAUUCCUCCUCUUUUUGUAAAGGUACAAUGCUUAUUUUUUUUUUCAACAGAAGGAUUAUCUCUCGCCUUGUAAAUACGCAUUUUGUUUUAAUAAAAUGCUCUUUUUAAUACAGACGCUGCAGUCGCUCUUGUUACGGCAACCUGCAGCCUUUCUUUAA